Messenger RNA from Octodon degus (degu), 2593 nucleotides. RefSeq names its product guanylate-binding protein 6-like. Lineage: Eukaryota; Metazoa; Chordata; Mammalia; Rodentia; Octodontidae. Gene Ontology annotation, molecular function: GTPase activity; GTP binding. The transcript is spliced from 12 exons. The record is from RefSeq and is a predicted model, not a curated record. The coding region runs from base 263 to 2143 and encodes 626 amino acids. Gene Ontology annotation, biological process: defense response to protozoan; defense response to Gram-positive bacterium.
UUCAAAAAACCUUGAAAGUGGGCCUCUUAUUCAUUACAGUGUCAUUGUCUACUUUCACUUUUCAUUUUAGCUGAUAUAAAGAGACAAACAAGUGGGAAGAGAAAGAGCAAGCAGUCAGAGGCAACUGAGAACUUCGCUUGGACCUGUGGUGCUUUGGAGAAGGGACAAAUAUCAGGAUUCUUGAGCUUCUCACGGUGGCUGGAAGCAGAAAGCAGGGAGGAGACAAGGAGGAGACAAGUCAUCCAAAGCUUGGAACGUUGCCAUGGAAUCUGAGCCUAACAUGCUGGCCCCCGUGUGUCUGAUAGAAAAUGUGAAUGAGGAGCUGUCAGUGAACCAGGAAGCUCGACAGAUUCUUGACCAGAUUUCUAACCCAGUGGUGGUGGUGGCCAUCCUGGGCCUGUACCGCACUGGAAAAUCCUACCUGAUGAACCGCCUGGCAGGACAGAACAGCGGUUUCCCUCUGGGCUCCACCGUGCAAUCUAAAACCAAGGGCAUCUGGAUGUGGUGUGUGCCCCACCCCACCAAGCCGGACUGCACCCUGGUCCUUCUGGACACCGAGGGCUUGGGAGACGUGGAGAAGGGUGACCCUAAGAAUGACUCCUGGAUCUUUGCCCUGGCAGUGCUUCUGAGCAGCACAGUUAUCUACAACAGCAUGGGCACCAUCGACCAGCAGGCCCUGGAGCAGCUGCAUUAUGUGACAGAGCUCACAAAACACAUCAGGUCAAAGUCUUCCUCAAAUUCUGAUGGAGUACAAGAUUCGAUAGAGUUUGUGAGUUUCUUCCCCAGCUUCUGCUGGAUUGUACGAGAUUUCAUGCUGGAGCUGAAGUUGCAGGGUCAGCCCAUUACAGCAGAUCAGUACCUGGAGAAUGCCUUGAAGCUGAUUCCAGAUGAGAAUCCCAAAUCAGAAGUAGUCAAUCUUCCCAGGGAGUGCAUCAGGAAUUUCUUCCCAGAGCGCAACUGCUUUGUCCUUGAUCGGCCAACAGAUGACAAACAUCGCCUACUCCAUAUUGAGAACAUCUCAGAAGAUGAACUGGAUCCUGAUUUUGAAGAGCAAACAUGUAGUUUCUGUUCUUAUAUCUUCACUAAUGCAAAGAUCAAGACCCUCAAAGAAGGAAUUGUGAUCACUGGAAAUCGGCUGGGGUCUCUGGUGGAGACCUACGUGAAGGCCAUCAACAGUGGGGCGGUGCCCUGUGUGGAGAAUGCGUUGACCACGCUGGCCCAGUUUGAGAAUGCAGCGGCCGUGCAGAAGGCAGCUGCCCACUACAGCGAGCAGAUGGCCCAGCGAGUGCGGCUCCCCACAGACACGCUCCAGGAGCUGCUGGACGUACACGCGGCCUGCGAGAAGGAGGCCAUCGAGGUCUUCAUGGAGUGCUCCUUCAAGGAUGAAAAUCAGGAAUUCCAGAAGCAGCUGGUGAAAAUAAUUUUGGAUGAAAAGAAGGAUUUCUUGUCAAAGAAUGAAGAGGAAUCUGAUCAAUACUGCCAGAAAGAACUGAGUCAACUUUCAAAACCAUUAAUGGAAAGCACUUUAGCAGGAACAUUCUGGGUUCCUGGAGGGCACCAACUAUACAUGGAUACACGAAAACAGAUUGAAGAGGACUAUAGGAAGGUGCCUAGGAAAGGAGUCAAGGCAGGAGAGGUCUUCCAAAAGUUUUUGCAGUCCCAGGCAACAAUAGAAGAAUCCAUCCUGCAGUCAGAUAAAGCUCUUACUGAUGGCGAAAAGGCCAUAGCAGCUGAGAUGGCCAAGGAAGAGGCAGCUGAGAGGAAACAAGAAAUUUUAAACCAGGAAAAACAGGAGGAAGAGCAGAAGAAGGCAGCUCAAGAGAGGUCUCUGAAGGAAAAUGUGGUACAGUUGGCAAAGAAGCUGAAGGUGGAGAAAGAGAACAUCCUGGGAGAUCAGAAAAAAAUUUUGCACCAAAGACUGCAGUUGCAAAGAGAUUUUCAUGAAGAAGGACUCAUGGGGAAAUCAGAGGCAAUGCAUGAGGAGAUAAAUAACUUGAAGAAAAUGAUUGAAACUAUGGAAAAGGAUGAUGAUCUGUUUGAGCAAUCCUUGACUGAUCUUGGAAAUGCAAUAGUUUCACUAGUGUGUGCUCCUGCUGUGUUAGUUGCAGUAACUGUAAAAAGAGUCUGUUCAUUGUUUACAUAAAUUAGGAGUAAUUUUAAGGAAAUGAAAGAUUUUGAGUGUAUACUCUGGUUUAUUUUUGGUGCACAUGAUGUUUAUUUGCAUUUAGCAAGUUUUAAACAAACUGUUCUAAUAGGAAGCUGUUAGUGUCUGGCCCACAUUGAAUAGAACAAAUGCAUGCACCUAUUGAAAGACAUUGUAAUCUUUUGCAAACCAAGUGCUUUCAAUAAUACACACACACACACACACACACACACACACACACAUGAGGUCCAUUGGCUUUUUCUUUCAGUGGGAAAAAUUGAAGCUUGAACAUAAUAUAAGAUUCAAAAUGUAAAUUUCAGUAAGGUACAUAUUGGAAUGCAGGUUAUAAAAACACAAGGGAAGUCUAUUAAGCCAAAUAUAAAAUUGUGUUGGUAUACUGCAAAAAUAAAAUAAAAAAUAACACACACACACACACACACACACACACAU